This is a messenger RNA of Hyaloscypha bicolor E, 2096 nucleotides long. Its product is annotated as MFS general substrate transporter. Bases 226 to 1755 code for a protein of 509 amino acids. The record is from RefSeq and is a predicted model, not a curated record. Gene Ontology annotation, biological process: transmembrane transport. The transcript is spliced from 5 exons. Gene Ontology annotation, molecular function: transmembrane transporter activity. Lineage: Eukaryota; Fungi; Ascomycota; Leotiomycetes; Helotiales; Hyaloscyphaceae.
GAUGCCUGCCAUGUGGGCUAGGCCGGCGACCGGCGUGAAUGUUCGCGUCUCCUUGAUCGGCUAAUCUGUAGCUUAUCGUGUUUAUCCAUUUCUUCCUCCUUUCAUCGGCUUUCUUUGUUUCUUUUUCACACCACAACCUCUUUCAGAUCGCGACGUUCCGGUCGGCGACGCUCCUUAACAUCUGAUUUCCUUCAAUAAUUUCGUCAAAAGAAAGCAGUGAUCACAAUGUCUUUGACCACUGACGGAGAAAACUUGGCCAAGCCAAAGACGGGGUCCAGCUCAGGACCAAGCUCAGGACCGGAGGUGGAGAAGGGAGUUGUUGCACCAGAUGGACCUGUCAAUCCUGCACAAGAUCCUGACACCACCAUGGCAAUCCUCGAUCUGGUCAAGGCAAAUGAUGUCCACCAUCCCAUGAACUGGCCUUCUUGGAAGCGUUGGGUUAUCAUCACGAUCUACUGCUUCUUGCAGCUGUUCGUCACGCUCACCAGCACCACCUACGUCAGCGCGGAGUGGAUGAUCCAGGAGAAAUGGGGUGGAAGCACUCAGGUCGUUACUCUUGGCCAAAGCUUGUUCAUUAUUGGCAACGCAGUUGGUCCCGCUUUCAUGGGUCCUUUGGCCGAUAUUGGGGGUCGCAAAUGGGUCUAUGUUGCUAGCAUCACGGCAUAUGCUAUCUUGAACUUCGGAACCGCAUAUGCGCGAAACCUUCCCAUGCUCAUCAUCUUCAUGUUCUUGGCCGGCACUGCCGGAUCGACCGCUCUCUCCAAUGUUGCUGGAACCAUCGCGGAUCUCUUUGGUGACGUCGAUGGCGCCGGUCAAGCAAUGGCUCUCUUCGUGGUCAGCGCCAAUGUUGGACCUUCCCUUGGAUCUCCAGUUGGUGGUUGGAUUACUGCCAACUCGAGUCUCGGUCUCAAAUGGAUCUUCUUGAUCAACGUUAUCAUCGGCUUUGGUUUCGCAAUUAUCAUGUGUUUCAUCCCAGAGACACUUCCGAGAUUGGUCAUCGCAAAGGCAGCUGCCAAGGCUGAGGAUGUAGAUGCGGAUGAGGCGGCCAUCUUGAGGAGCAAAGUCAACGUUCUCCAGGAGCUCCGAUUCGUUGCUACGAUGACAUUCCGAAUCAUCUUCACAGAGCCCAUUGUUCUUUGCCUUGGUAUCUACAACGGUUUUGCCUAUGGCAUCCUCUUCCUGUACUUGGAUGGCGUUUUCGAUGUCUUCGUCGUCAACAACGGUCUUUCUGACAUCUCGGCCGAUCUCACCUACCUCAACUUCGUCGUCGGAGUCCUGGUCAUGUUCGCAUUCAUUCCCGUGCAAACCUGGUUCUACGCCCGCGACCGCAAGAUCCACGGCCACAAUCGCCCGGAGGCCCGCUUCAUCGUCUCCUUGGUCACCGUUUGGCUCUUCCCCAUCACCCUCCUCUGGUUCGCUUUCACCAGCAAUGGCAAGACUUCCUACUGGUCCCCCGUUGUCGCUGGAGGUAUCCUGGGUUUCGCCGAUCCCCUGCUUUGGUUGAGCAUGUUGAACUACAUCACUGAUUCCUAUCCCAACGUCGCCGCUAGCGCAAUCGCCGCCUUCCUCAUCCCGAGUUUCAUCAUGGCCGCCGCGCUCGCGCAUCUGGGCGUCCUGAUGUUCGAGAACAUGAGCACCACCUGGGCCAUGGCCACCAUCGGAUUCAUCUCCUUUGGCCUCUGCGCCCUCAUCUACUUCAUCUACUUCUUCGGCGCCAAGAUCCGAGAGCGCUCGAAGCUUGCGAAGUCCUUCUAGGCCGCUUUCCUUGUCUUCCUUCGCCUCCAUUUUCCGACCUUCGGUCAAUAAUUUUCGGGUUUGCGGUCUGCGGUGGUGCACUAGGUUCAUUCCUUUCUGUUGUAUUAUAAGGGAGCGUUUGGGACAUGCAUGGCUGAGCUGUGCCGGGAUGGUUGUGGAAUAGGGAGCUAGGAGAUAAAGUAGAUAGAGUGAGCGAGUGAGCAAUUGCAUGGUACCGAAGGUAUAGAUGAGCCUACAUACAAACAAAGACACAGAGAGAUGAAUGAUAAUGAUUUGCUGAUUACAAAAAAUUUAGCCUCUGUCCUAAUGCCGUGACCGAAACUUCAUGGAACACGUUGAAC